Gongylonema pulchrum is the source of this 249-nucleotide messenger RNA. Lineage: Eukaryota; Metazoa; Nematoda; Chromadorea; Rhabditida; Gongylonematidae. The record is from the annotation of a GenBank genome assembly.
AUGGAGCACACCGAGUUUCAUCUUCAAACAGAUAUAUCGAGGAUUGUUGCGCAACCUUUUGCUGACGCAUUCCAGCAUCGUCGUGUCCGACACCAUUCAUCCCAUUUAGAGGUGGACGACAGCACUGGUAGUGGUCAUCUGAGCGCCAUCGCCACUACAUUCCAACCGUUCCAAUCAGCCGCUGGUGCUCUCCGUAUCGCCGCCAGUGUCCCACAUAGAUUUCGCAUGAAUUGCGCAAAAAGGCAAUAA